Molecule: messenger RNA, 1278 nt
Organism: Besnoitia besnoiti
Lineage: Eukaryota; Apicomplexa; Conoidasida; Eucoccidiorida; Sarcocystidae
Exons: 6
Coding region: 1-1278 (425 amino acids)
Source: RefSeq, a predicted model, not a curated record
AUGUGGUCCAUUUUCGCCCCAGAGGCCCUUACCUCGCCGUCAGAGGUUGUCAACAACACGGCCGCGAGUUGCCAAAGUCGAACAGAAGCUGACAGCGGCCGCAGCAGUAUGGAUGCGACGGCGACUGCGAGUGGCGCGGCAGCAAAGUCCGGGCGCUUGAGUGAUGAUGCGCAGGAAACGCCUGGGGGCAACGCCAAGAAAGCGAAUGGCGUGGGCUCGCAGAGAGGUGGAAACGGCUCGGGUGCAGGAGCCUCUCAAGCUGCGAAGCAAAGGCAGCGGCGCCAGCCUCCACAAGCCCGAUCCGGCGAGGACGCUGCCGCAGUGACUUCCGGUCCUCAAGCCAAAGAGGGCGAAGAGGAGGACUGGGUCGAGGCACAGAGCAAGCGUCUGGGGAGGAGCCAAAAGGCUUCGACCAAGCAGGCCCAGAAGCAGAAGGACGCGAUUGACGAAGCGCAGAGAGUUUUGUCGUCGGUCUGGGCUCUCACGCAGGCGCAUCCUUCGGUGGUGCCUACAUAUGAGCUUCUUGCGCUUUUCCCGCUGGCGUCUCCCCUCCUGUCAGUUGCGGGUGCAAAGGCGUCCAGCGAGGCGUCGCCGAAAAGAGGAAGCAAAGGCGGGGCCUCGCAGGCAGCUGGCGAUGCGCAGCCCUCUCAAACCGGAGCACCCGCGCCUGUUGGCGUGUACGAGACGUCUCAUGGGGGGCGCGGCUCCAGCGCCAACACGAACCGCCGCGGAAACGCGGCGCAGCGAGGUUCCGGAGGAUCUGGCAAGGCGGGCGGCGCAGGAGGCGUUCGCGUCGCGUACGUUCAGGUGCUAGGCCAAACUGCCGGCGCAGCUGAAAAUCCGACAGGGGCGACGGUGGCGCGAUCGGGGGAGCAGCAAGACCCUCCGGGCAAGCCUUCGUCUGGGCGGAACAACAGGCAGAACAAGGCCUCGUCUUCUGGCGAAGAUGCCGGCGCUGAUAAGCCGUCUACGCAGCACCGCAGACAUCAGCAGACCAAGCAGGGUCACGGUGCCAAGCAAGGACAGGCCGGUCCUGUUAUUCGCAACGACAGGCGGGGUGAAGCUGGAUCACGCCAUCAGAAACCGCCUCACCAGCAGGUGCCGACUGCCGCCGAGGAUGACGAUGCCGUCGGUGAUAUGAUUCGAAGGAAACUGCGCGAAGCCAUGACGAUCGAGGACCUGCAACUCGCCGUCAACGAGGCGCGCGGUGCUGGCUUGAUUUUCGAGGCACAGUUGGGAGAGAAGAAGUUGCUCAAAAUGAGUGCAGGUGGCUUCUAA